Messenger RNA from Brassicogethes aeneus, 1119 nucleotides. The record is from the annotation of a GenBank genome assembly. NCBI's taxonomy places the organism in Eukaryota, Metazoa, Arthropoda, Insecta, Coleoptera, Nitidulidae.
CUUUGAUUGAAUUUUAGUGUUAGCAAAAAUAUAGGUUCCGAAAUGGAAAAUCUAUCAACUAAAAGAGAAAUGGACUGGUUAAAAGUCUUAUUUCAUUUACAAUUAUUUAUUUCUUUCCUGUGCAGUUUACAUUAUUUAAUAAAUGAAGCAUAUUGGACAACAACAAUAUAUAGUAUUUUCAUCAUUUUAUUGUCAGUACUUGGCGUAACCGCAGGUGCUCAUAGACUUUGGGCACACAAAUCAUACACAGCAAAUACAAAACUAAAAUUUUUUUUGGCAUUAUGUCAAACAUUAUCAGGAAGCGGUUCUAUAUACGAUUGGGUAAGAUGGCAUAGACUCCAUCAUAAACAUUUUAACACUAUAUUGGAUCCAUACAAUCCGAGCAAAGGGUUUUUCUUUUCUCACAUUAAAGGUAACACUUUAUCAUUAAGUCCAGCACAAGAAAAGUCACUAGAUGAAAUUGACAUGUCUGAUGUUGAAGAAGAUAAAAUUGUUAUGUUCCAAAAAAAAUAUUAUAUCCCCCUUUACUUUAUUGUAACAUUAUUGUUGACUCUUAACGCCCCAGCAGAAUAUUGGAGUGAAAACAUUGUGUCAUCAAUUUUUGUGGCUGGUUGGUUUAGAUAUUUUGUAACCUUACACUUAGUAUGGCUUAUAAACAGUGCAACCAAAAUUUGGGGACUACUGCCUGGUGAAAAAUAUCCAUGCGACACGAAUUUGGUAUUUAUCCUAAGCAAAAAUUAUUGGCUUUCAUACCAUUACUUAGCACCAUGGGACUACCAGACCAGUGAAUACAGCAAAUACGGCACUGAUUGUGUGUCAAAGUUCAUUAGAGUUUGCGCAGCACUUGAAUACGCCACUGAUUUAAAAACAGUGGAUUGCAAGACUGUUCAAAAAGCCUUAAUUCAUUCAUUACAUGAAAACAAAAGCAUAAAUGAAGCACUUUUAGAAUCUGAAGCAAAUUCUAAAAUACCAGUUGAACAUUAUUUAACACCAUUCAAAUAUCAAUGAAAAAUAAAGUGUUAGAAAUAUAGUUUAUGAUCUCUUGUGUAAUGAUUGAUUUAAAAUAAAUUUUUAAUAUACAAAUACAAAUAAAUUUUGUGAUGCGAUAAUUUAAAAAUA